ACAGAAAUAGGCUGUCCUUACUGGGCGGAACAGACUGCUCGUACCAGCUGCGUGGACCGGACCACACAUUUCGGAACUCCCAAAAAGAAAAGAAACUAAAGCUUUCAAAGAUCUGCCGGUCAGACAAAGACUUCUCUGCGUAUUUCAACAGUUCUCGAAGGAUGAUUUUCAUCUCAUCUAAAAGACUGAAUGGACCUUUAUGCGCCGGUGCUUCCUGAGAACAUCUGAAUCUUCAAUGUGACUUUCACGCAUCUCCGAAAAACAGGUUUCUAUAGCAGGGGGUUCGGAGAACAUCUACUACAUUCAAACUUUAAUAAUGCAACAUCCUUUGGAGUUUGGGGCGCACUUUUAUCCCCCGGAUGCCCAUCCAGACCAAAGGUCUCACAGGUACCGGAGUUUCAUGAUUGAAGAGAUUCUUACAGAUCAUCCGGAUCACAAAGUAUCAAGUCCAGCUGGAGACCUUCUAAAAUUUGGAGUACAUGCCCUUUUGUCGGCCAGACCAUAUCACAACCACUUAGUCCUGAAAGCAGACCAGACAAGCAUCCUGAAGUUUCCAGUCUCUCCUCUGUCCUGCUCACUCGGUGCGCCGCUGGGCUCUGCUCUUUUUCCCGGAGCUGGGGGUCUGCAAGUUGGCUCAUCAUCCCAUCACCUCCCGCUAGACCUCCACCUUCGCGGUAAACUCGAUCCUGGAGGUGAUGCAAUAAGCAAGAGCAAGAAAGGAAGAAGAAGCAGAACCGUGUUUACCGAACUACAGCUAAUGGGUCUGGAAAAAAGAUUUGAGAAACAGAAGUAUCUCUCAACCCCUGACAGAAUAGACCUUGCAGAGUCUUUAGGCCUUAGUCAACUUCAAGUCAAAACAUGGUAUCAAAACAGAAGAAUGAAAUGGAAAAAAAUCGUCUUGCAAGGAGGAGGUCUAGAAUCUCCAACCAAACCUAAAGGCCGUCCAAAGAAAAACUCCAUACCCACCAGUGAGCAGCUCUCGGAGCAGGAGAGGACACGAGAUGCGGACCGCUUAUCCGACGGUGCUUCUUCACUUUCUGAUGCAAACCAAGAGGAAUAAACGAGACCAUAAUGACCAAAAGUGAAUUUUGACGUCUUCAGGACUCAAACAGACCCUCUGCCUCCUUGGAUCAUUGCUCACCGAUGCCUUUGUUUGGGCACUUACACGUUUAAAAGACCUAACCACUUGGCCCGAUUUUAUCCUACCUAUGUUUUGUUUUGUUUGUUUUGUUUGAUUAUGCCAACUUUUGCGGCCCUCGAACGGAGUCUUUAUGAACUUGUUUUCCAUGGACCAGACUCCGAGAAGUGGUUAGUAAGGAAUGGUCUUUCUCUCUGCAUUGAAGGCUGUGGUAUCAUAGACUUUUUAUCAGCAUAUUGUGCUUUUUGCUUUAUUUUUAUGUCAACAAUAUUCUUACAAAAAUAAUUAAAUGCCAGUUUGUCAAAGACAAGUUCAUUGCCAUGUAACGUUGUGACGUUUUUUCUUUUAACAUGACAACACAGACGUCAUCGAAUACAGCAUACAAGUUUUGAUUAUUAUGAUUCUAAUAAUAUUAAUAUUUUUUGCUGAUUUAAAUUAUUAUUCUUUUAGGCGCUACACAUUAAACCCUGACUUCUUUUGGCGUGUUUACACUGUUUAAGUAGCUAAACACAAUAUUUUCGAAUUGGGGUUAUUUAUUUUCAUAAAAAUGCGUGCACAAAACUAAAAAGAAAAUCUUUUGAUUAAAGAUAUUGGUUUUGCUGCCAAGAAGAAGCUUAAAUAAGCACUUGCAGUGUGGUGGAUGUGUAGGCUUAUUUAUUUGGCCCCACAGCAUUUCCAAAAUGCUACAUGUUUCACUCGGCUGAUAACAUUUGAUUUGAUUUUUUUGCAUUUCAAGUACAAAUAAUUAACAUAUUACUAACAUUAGUGCUUCGGUAGCUUAAUUGGUGGAGCUUUGCUUUGACAGCUUAAAGACCGUGGAAUUGAUAUCCACGGAACACACAUACUGACAGAAAAAGUUUUACAUUGAAUGCACUGCACAUCGAUUUGAAUAAAAGCGUCUGGCAAAUGCAUCCAAGUAAAUUACAUUUUGAUUCAUAGUUUUUUAAAGACCACAUUUAUAUGAAUAUACAUCAGGUA
Molecule: messenger RNA, 2116 nt
Organism: Triplophysa rosa
Lineage: Eukaryota; Metazoa; Chordata; Actinopteri; Cypriniformes; Nemacheilidae
Gene: barx1
Product: BARX homeobox 1
Exons: 4
Coding region: 317-1060 (247 amino acids)
Biological process (GO): regulation of DNA-templated transcription
Molecular function (GO): DNA-binding transcription factor activity, RNA polymerase II-specific; DNA binding
Source: RefSeq, a predicted model, not a curated record